GUUUACAGAUGGCGCUUCCCGGAAGUCAUUUGUUUCAGUAGUAACUCAACAUGGCGUUAGGGCCAGACUGGGUUUCUCAGUCAUGGUGUUUUUUAUGGAUGUUUACUCUAUUAUUAAGUGAAUCUCAGACGAAAAAGACACAAACAUAUUAUAUGCAUGGAAUAGAUUGUGGAAAUAAGAAAUACAUAGGUGGAGCCACUGUGUACUCGCACCGGGAGGAGAAUUCUCAGUAUUACAUGGACAGUAAUGAGUGUAAAAUUACAUUUAAAGCAGACAAUGAGGGCUGGAGAAUUAUGUUACGAUUUCUGGAACUCGAUAUACCUGACAUUGACCCAAAUAAUGGAAUCUGUAAUGAUGCUCUCUAUAUAUAUGAUUCUGAAGAUGUCUUUACAGGGGCUAUGCUAGAGGCAGGUGGAAAUUAUGGAUUAUGUGGCAUCCAACCCCCUCCACACAUCCUGGUCUCCACAGGUCCAUUUAUGACAAUCCAUUUUAGGACUAACACAAAAGGAGAUAUAAAAAGAAGAGAAAUUGGGAGAGGUUUCAAAUUCAUAGUGACAGCAUUCAGUGAAGAUUUUAAAAAGUAUAACUCCUGUGGUACGCACUUCCAGUGUGCAAACAAGAACUGUAUAGAUGAAGACCUUAAAUGUGACACAGUGGACCACUGUGGGGACAAUUCUGAUGAGGCCAUGGAAGGGUUUGCUCAGUGCGGCGUUAAAGAUGAUGGCUCCUUCCUGAACCGUUUCUUGGCCCUGGGAGUUACGGCUUCAGUGACAAUAACUGUAGGAAGUCUCAUCGUUCUGAUCGUCUGCAUCAUCGCUGCUGUCUGCUGCUGUAAAAAGUUAUUUUGUAAACCGCCUCCAGAGGGCACCACCAAUGCACCACAUUCAACCACACCCAACAAUUUGGCAGCUAACGGGGCACCAUCUUAUAACCAAAGUCAAAGCACUUGUAAUUCUUCAUAUCCUCCUAGUCGGGAAUAUAGCGAUUAUCCACACUCGCAUCAGGGCUACUUUCCCAUGCAACCCGUUUACCACCCUGCAAAUCAGCAUGGUUCAGCGCUAUACACCGCUGCUUAUACUCGUGAUGCUCUAAUAGCUAACACUCACAAUUCAGGAAGUGCAUAUUCCUCACAGUCUAACUCUCAUUCACAGCCCCCCUCCCACCACCGGUCCUACACCCCGACAAGUUCCCGCUCGGGAAAGUCCACGCGAUCUAAUAAUAGUACCAGUGUCACUUACUCACAAGGCACUGAAAAGAUUGCUCUACCCAUCAGCCUAUAGCAUUAGAGAAGCUGCAAGAUGGAAUUCUGGGAAAAAAGUACAUGCAUUGUGGGAGUAAAUGCAGAUAUGGCAGAAAGGAUGUGAAUACAGUGCUACAUGGAUAUUGUCGUGGAGGAGGAUGGUUUUGUUUUGAUGAUGACUUAAUAUUUAAAUUAAAGACUGUUGUGGAAAGUGUAAAUGUUUGAAUGUGAAAUAUUGCAAUGAAACUUUUGUCACAUAUUGUAGAUUAUCUCUGAAGGUUGUAGUUGUAGAAGUAGAAGUCUCCCAAAAAUGACAGAAAUAUAAUGAUCUCAGGAGAUUGAUGUUUCAUUGACAAUGAUUGUAUCAUUUGUUUACAAUGAAUAUGAUGUAGUGUGUUCAGUCCAAGUGUCAUAAAUGUACCUUGUGAACAAAAUCUUUCUAUAUUCAUGGGAAUAAAUACUGUCUAGCUGUUAUGACUGUUGUUUGUGCAGAUGUCAAUGAUAAUUUUUAUUAUACAGUACUUUCCCUUUAAAGAAUUUUAUUUUUGAAAAUUUUUGAUAUAUCUUGCACUUUCUAUAGAAUUUUUAUUGCAUUUUUUUCUAUUGCGAUUCAAAUAUAAUGUUUUUAAAUACCUUUCUGAUACAAGGUAACUACUUACAUUUAGUUUACAACAGAUUAAGAAAUCCUGAAAACUACAUUGUAUGAACAAUAUUUGAUAUAAUAAUUAUUAUCAGUAGAGGGGCAUACGAUUGGGUGCCCUUCUUCCUCCAAUGUUUUUAUGAGAUUACAUGCUUGUGUAAUAACUACCGGUAUUUGUAGAGCUUUUCAAACAUGAUACCAUUGUUUAUAUCCUGGCACUUAUUUUAAACAUGUGUCAGCUUUUGAAAUUGGAGUGAAUGCAUACAAAGGUUAGCAAGAAAACGUUAGUUUUCAACUUACUGUUUGGCCAAAAAAGGAGAUCUUGGCAUUCUACAAGUUCUUGCUCCAAAUCCAGAGUUUCAAUAUUUUGUAGUAAUUAAUAUUCAUGACAAUUUACCCAUUUACAUUUUUACCUGUACAAACAUGUCUCAUGAAGGUGUAUUUCCUUUUUAUCGUCCCAAGUUUAACAAUUUUAACAAUUUUAGCUAUUUAUUGAUCGUAUUUAUUACCGGUAAUGCUAUCCUUAUAACUUUAUGUUAUGUGCCCUUCUGUGAGACAGAAACCUUAUGAAAUCCAUAGGAUUAGGAUAAAAAGAGAUAAAAGUAACUUUUUAUUGAUUAAAUUACUCUUCCAACGCAGGUGCACAAGAGAUAACAGUUUUUAACAAUUUUUGUGAAAUAUAUCUGAUAUUGUCAUUGAUUCUUUUAGCUAUGUAAGUUUCUACUGAAGUAUGGUAAAUAAUAUUCUACAGUUUUAUCCUUUUUUGUUAUGCUUUUAUCUCUCCUAGUUGCAUUAUUGCACAAAAGUUUUCAUUAAUAUGACCAAACGCUUUUUAACAAAACAAUCUUGUACAUUUCUUGUAUGAUUUUGGUCUUUGUUUUGUUUUGGAACUCAUGUUUUACAUUUUAUGCAUGCAAGGUUGAUUCACUAAUGAUAUUUUUCUCUUACAUGUAUUAUUUAGGUCCAAUUUCUGGGUUUUUUUAUAUUUCAAGCUACAGCCUUUAAUUUAUUUGUGUUUAUCUAUACACACAGCAUUAGACUUUUGCAUAAAGGAUCUGGUCAUUUCGACAAGACAAUCAUUUAUUUAAAUCAUAUAUAUGUUAUUGCUCCUCUUUGACCUUUUUAUCCCACGUGGAAAAUGGCUUUUUUAGCAUUUACAUUCAAACUUUUAUUUAUUUGUUGUUUUUGUAAUGGAAGAUGAAGGCUUGCUUGUUUGUCCAUUUUUUUUUAACUUGUGUUCUGUUCAGUGUUGUUAUUUGUUUACCACAGGAUUAUUUUUCAAUUUUACUUUGUGUAGUCUAUAAAACAUCAAGGUUGUAAGUGUUAAUGAAUAAUGAUAUCACCCAACAGUCAUGAGUUAUUUCCCUUUAUGACUACAACAUAAUAAUUUCAUUGUACAGUUUUAGAACCUGUUUUCGUUUUAUUAUUUUAUAAUGUGGUCCAUAAAAUUGUCUUAGGUACAUGGCAGUAACCAUUGUAAUUGCUGCUCAAACAGAAUAUGACAAUAUAUUCAAUGGACAUUGACAGCAAGUAUUUGCAACAAGUUGCCAGGUCCUAUUUCUUACAUACGGUAAAUGUUUUAAAGGGGUAUACAGACUGUUGUAAAAUGACAAUAAAACAUAGAAAUAUU
Messenger RNA from Magallana angulata, 3510 nucleotides. RefSeq lists its product as uncharacterized. Gene Ontology annotation, molecular function: protein binding. Lineage: Eukaryota; Metazoa; Mollusca; Bivalvia; Ostreida; Ostreidae. The transcript is spliced from 7 exons. Bases 51 to 1280 code for a protein of 409 amino acids. The record is from RefSeq and is a predicted model, not a curated record.